This is a messenger RNA of Folsomia candida, 1942 nucleotides long. Its product is annotated as DBH-like monooxygenase protein 1. Gene Ontology annotation, cellular component: secretory granule membrane. The record is from RefSeq and is a predicted model, not a curated record. The transcript has 10 exons. The coding region runs from base 44 to 1849 and encodes 601 amino acids. Gene Ontology annotation, biological process: dopamine catabolic process; norepinephrine biosynthetic process; octopamine biosynthetic process. Gene Ontology annotation, molecular function: copper ion binding; dopamine beta-monooxygenase activity. Lineage: Eukaryota; Metazoa; Arthropoda; Collembola; Entomobryomorpha; Isotomidae.
UUGAAUCAUUUGCAAUUUUACACGGGUAAAAUUAAGCCAAAAAAUGGAGUCCUCGAUUUUCGCGAUUUUCUUGUGGCUGGCAAGCACCACAAUUUUGACGCAGGCUAACACGAUCCCACAUCAGCAUUCAAUUUUGCUGAAAAAUAUUGAAGUGCUGGACGGCGAAGGGAAAUAUAUUUUAGGAUGGGAAAUUUCUGGAGAUGAAAUAAUUUUCGAAAUCGAGGCAGAAACUUUGGGUUGGGUAGGGUUUGGAAUUUCGCCGCAGGGUGGUAUGACCGGAGCGGACAUUUUUAUCGGGGGCGUUUUAUCAGAUGGAAGCCCAUAUAGUCAGGACCGAUUCGGAAUUGGCAGAAUGGAACCAAGACUCGAUGUUCAUGAAGACUGGAGACUGCUCGAAGCUAUGGAAUUGCCCUCGAUGGGAAAAACUAUCUUGAAAUUUUCCAGGCUACUUAACACCUGCGAUGAUGAGGAUUAUCCGAUCGGGAAUGAUACGAGCCGACUCAUUUGGGCGAUGGGAGCCGCAGAUGUUAUUCAGUAUCAUGGGAUCGAUCGUCGUGGAACAAAAUCAACCAAUUUGAUUCAUGCCGAACUACCAGAGUUGGAUUUAGAUAAGCUAACAAGAUACAUAUUAAUGGCUGAUGUGGAGAUGCCUUCGGUUCACACGUCAUACCGAUGCACCUUCCAUAAGGGACCCGAGCUCACCGAGAAACAGCAUGUUGUCGGAUUUAGCGCCGUUCUACCAUCCGUCGAAGCCUUGCAGCACACCCAUCACGCCAAUCUGUAUAACUGUUUUGUUCCCGCGGAUUCGGGUUUAACGCCGGACGAAGUAUUUGGAAAUUACACGAUCGACACGGGAUUUGCUGGAGGAGAUUGUUACGACUAUGAUACAACUCUACCGAUUUGGUACUGUAUGACGGGGAGCUUCUAUGUAUGGGCGAAAGGGGGGAAGACUUUAGUCUUCCCGGAAAAUGUCGGAUAUCCAAUUGGUGAACAGGCUGGAACACAGUACUACAUGAUGGAAAUUCAUUACGAUAAUCCUACCGAGAUAAGCGGAUUAAGAUUCGAGACCGGAAUGGAAUUUUAUUACACGAAUGAACUCCGCCAACACGAAGCCGCCGUGAUUACGCUUGGACAUGAAGUCGACGUCUCACUUUUGGUCCCGCCAAAUAUUUCAGAUUAUAAAGUUGUCGGUCACUGUGGUGCCGAAUGCACGCAACAUUGGCCGGAAGGCGGGAUUAAUAUCUUCAACUCGUUGUUGCAUUCGCAUUUGUCAGGUCGGAAAAUAAAGGCGCGCCAUUUCCGGGGAACCGAGGAACUUCCCUGGAUCGAUUUCGAUGGUCACUACGACUUUGAUUAUCAACAGAAUAAAGCUCUGCUGAGUCAUGUGAACAUUCAACCGGGAGAUCAUAUCACAGUGGAAUGUGACUACGAUUCAACCUGGAAAAACGGUGAGAUCGUGUUAGGAGGGUUGGGAACGCGGGAAGAAAUGUGUGAAGCGAUUGUUUGGUACUACCCAAGAAUGGAUACCUACGACCUGUGCGCAUCCAGUUAUGAGACUGAUGCACAUAUUAGAGAAUUUGGUGUGACACAAUAUCGCACCGAGGUGACGCCAAUGUUGGCCAAGUAUAUUAUUGAAGCACCACCCUCUCUUGAGGGAGAUUUCCAAUCAUCCAUCAGCUACAAGUUUAACUGGACACAAGAGUUUCUAACCGAAUUUACUCAGAAGCGGAGAUACGGAAUUCAGAGGGGCUCAUGCAUGAAACGGGGUGGCGAUAAUAGUCUAGAGUUUGAUGUCAGCUAUCCCGCCGAUUUUGUGGAGUAUGUGCCCGAUGAUGGUUGUCAGGUUUAAGAGAUGCAUUACAUCAUACAUGUACACAAUUGAAUUGGAUCAAUUGUAAACACAUAUUUACAUAAUUUGGGAAAUAAAUUAACUUUCAUUGUA